AGGGGAAAUCUGACGCAUGCAUCUCCAAAAAGAUUACCAGAAUGCCUAACCAGUGUACGGAUUUCUGCAGUCCAGAUGCACAGGAAAGAGUUCUAGUUCGUACAAGUAUUUGUUCUGCCUAAUGACCCUCAGCCCAGCCACGUUUAUGGAGCUGAAGAUUAGACCGAUGGUUUGACCGGCUCUAUAAAUGUUUAACCCGCUAUUGGGAUAUAUGCAAGCCCUGAGUGUGAUACCUCCAUCCCCUGGUUCUGUCCACACAUCUGUGUGCUGAGUCCAACUGAUCCACAGUGACAGAGACAUGAACACUGCACUCAAAGAACUGCUGCAGUACAGGAGAUUGUACCUUCUGUCUCUGGUACUGGGAAUAGGAGGAUCCUUUCAGUAUGGAAUCCAGGUUUCUAUGAUGGCUUCUGCAGCAGAGCACGUGCAGAGCUUCGUGAACGAUACGUGGAUGGAGCGCUACGCGGCCCCGGUGGACGCUUCCACCAGCAUGCUCAUCUGGUCCUUCGUGGUGUCCGUGUUCAGCCUGGGCGCCUGGGCGGGCGCCGUCCACAGCGGCAGCCUCCCCGUCACCUAUGGCCGGAAAAAAGCUCUGCUGUUCAACAACGUGGUGGCGGUUGUGGCUGCCCUGCUCAUGGUCUUCUGUCGCAUGGCGAGGUCCUUUGAGAUGAUACUGCUGGCCAGAUUCCUCUAUGGCUAUAACGUUGGCCUGGGAUUGAGCGUGCACCUGAUGUACUUGGGUGAGUGCGCCCCAAAGAAACGAAGAGGGUUUCUCACUCUCACUGGGUCCAUCUUCAUAGCUGCUGGGAAAGUCACGGGACAGAUCAUCGGACUCCGAGAGCUGCUGGGCUCGGACAGCGCCUGGCCCUACCUGCUUGCGUCGAGUGGCGUCCCGGCCGUGGUGCAGUUCGUCAGCCUGCUGUUCUUCCCUGAGUCGCCUCGCUACCUCUACAUCGACAAGGGCGACACGGAGGCCAGCAAAACAGCCCUGCAGUGGCUGUGGCAGGAGGACGACCUGAAGCAGGAGGUGGACGACAUGCGGAGCGAGAGGGAGAGCGUGCAGGGGGAGAAGGCCAAGACGGUGCUGGACGUGCUGCGCUCCCGCUGCGUGCGGUGGCAGCUCCUGGCGCUGGCCAUCCCCUGCGCGGGGGUGCAGUUCUGCGGCAACAACGCGCUGUACUUCUACGCCUUCGACAUCUUCCGGGAAGCGGGUGUGGCGGAGGAUAAGAUGCACUACCUGUCCAUCGGGAUCGGGGCCACAGAGUUCGUGACCAUAUCGCUCUGUUCCCUAGUGAUCGAACGCGCCGGGAGGAAGAAGCUGAUGGGCUACGGCUACCUGCUGAUGGGCGUCACCAUGUCCGUACUCAUCGUCACGCUGUCCGUCAAGGAUUUGUAUUCCUGGAUUCCCUACGUCAACAUAAGCCUGAUAUUCACGGUUAUAUGUAUUUACGGACUUGGACCCUCGGGGGUGUCCAUGGCGCUGCCCGCUGACCUCUUCCUGCAGGCCUGGCGGCCCUCUGCUUACGUCUGCAGCGGCACCAUCAACUGGGUGGGCAUGUUCCUCAUCGGGAUGCUCUUCCCCUACAUAGUGGGUGCAAUUGGACAGUUUUGCUUCCUGAUUUUCGUGGCCUACUGCAUCUUCAGUUCGGCAUUCAUGCUGUACUUUGUGCCCGAGACUAAAGGGAAAUCGAUUAUUGAGAUUGCAGAGGCUUUUAACAAAUUGAAUUACAAACACAAGCACACAGAGAAGGAACCUAAUAUGCUUCAAACUCAAUUUUAAUAAUGUAAAAUGUUGUAUUGUUUAUUUAUGCCAUUUUAUUUAAGGUAAUGUAUUUAAGAAUUCCAAAGGAGAGGCUGCAAACACUUGGUUUGAUUUCAAAUAAAACAAGACCCAAGAAACAAGUUA
Molecule: messenger RNA, 1906 nt
Organism: Gadus macrocephalus (Pacific cod)
Lineage: Eukaryota; Metazoa; Chordata; Actinopteri; Gadiformes; Gadidae
Product: solute carrier family 2, facilitated glucose transporter member 11-like
Exons: 12
Coding region: 299-1780 (493 amino acids)
Biological process (GO): monosaccharide transmembrane transport
Cellular component (GO): membrane
Molecular function (GO): hexose transmembrane transporter activity
Source: RefSeq, a predicted model, not a curated record